CAAGAAGCGCCCGCCCCUCGUGCGGUGAUGUCACAUUCGGUUACGCCAUUUUUGUUAGGGAGCAGCUGCGUUCAGAAAGGCAGGAUUAGGUCUGCUGCAGGUACGUCUAACGGUACCUCGUUGAAUCAACUCGUCGACUUGUCUGUCAAACAGGACACCUGUUUGUACAUCACAACAAGACAAUGUCGUCAGAAAACCUCGACUCGGACACACAAGUGGACUACGAAGAUGAAAAACAGGACUCGCAGGAGAAGAAUGGAAACCCCGUGAAAACAGAAGAGGCCAAGCUGAAAGCCAAGUACCCCGGUCUGGGGCAGAAACCUGGAGGUUCAGACUUCUUGAUGAAGAGGCUACAGAAAGGGCAAAAAUAUUUCGACUCGGGUGACUACAACAUGGCCAAGGCCAAAAUGAAGAACAAGCAGCUUCCUGUGGCGGGACCGGACAAGAACCUGGUGACCGGAGACCACAUCCCCACGCCGCAGGAUCUACCGCAGAGGAAGUCGUCCUUGGUGACCAGCAAGCUAGCCGGCUAGCCUUCAUCCUCCACCGUCCCUGGGCCUCCUUCCCCACCCCCCUCAUAUCUUGGUUUUCACUGCUCCAAGAUGCAUUACAGUGGGUGUGUGUGUUAUCAGGCAGGGCGGGGGGGUAUGUUAAUGCACUUUGUAUUCUGUAUAGUAUGUAUUGUUCUCUUUUGCAUUCUGAAUGACACCAAAACGACGUGUUGUAGGGAGAUAGGAACCAUGGUCGCAACUCACUUCAGUCUAUCUGCACCAGACUUUGGAAAAAGUGUGUGAGUCAUAGUUUUCAGUCGGUGAGGGACGAGCUGGAUUUUAAUUCGCUCCAACAGAACUUGAUCAGCUGCUGCAGCUCAGCCAGAUGGGGAUUCGUCUUUCUUUCUCUCUAAAUACGCUGCAUGAUUGUAACAAAACACGAGGAGAACAUGUUUUAUUUUGAAGUGCAGCUUCCUUUUCCUUGUCCCAAAGUGUCCACAGUCAGACUUUCUCCUUUUUGCUUCCUGACAAUCCGUUCACGCACGCUCGCGUUAGCAUCCCCGGGCUCGGAGCUGGCCGAGCGUGGCCCUGUAUUUUAUUUAAAGACUGGAAGUCCUGCCAAGUGUCUGAGCUCAGACUUAGUUCAGUUGCUGUUUGGUUGCAUCAAGACGUGUGUUUACUGAGUCUGGAAGAUUUAUUGAGGAUGGAAGCGGCUCUCUGUGGGGGUUCUUCUCAUGCGAGCUUGUGAUUGGUGGAGAACUGGUCAACUCGUCCUGCGUUACACUCGAGGAUUUCAGUCCACCAAAUGUCUCCCAGCUGGGAUCAGACCCACAAUGUCACUUAGGAAAUGAUCUGACUCGUGUUCCAAUGAGUCAAACUGGAACCCGAGACGUGCAGAUUUCAUGCUCCUUGCUUGUGUUUGCUCAAUAAAGUUUUUCCGUACAUUUGUGGGACUGGCCAGAGUAAUUUUGAGAUCUGAUUGAGCGUGGGGGCAACAGCACCUUUCUCAGGCUUUCACAGGUUCAAGAACAUAAAUCGGUUCUCCAGUUCCCUGUGUCAUAAAUCUGUGGAGAGGGACGAGUCGGUUCUGUGAUGUGACUCAAUGAAGCGCCGAACUUUGAUCUGACGGGUGUUUGAAGGUAAACCGUUUGGACGAGAGCCGCUGGAUUUUAUUGGAGCCUUUUAUGAUGCUCAGUGACAUCAGGUGCGACGUGUGAGAUGUGAUCAUCUGUUACAUGAUUCAGAAACGGAUCGCCGUCUUUGGCUGUGGAGUACACCCCUACGUCUGCAGCUUCACCUUGAAAUGUGUCAAAUUUUCAGGAAGUGAAAGUCUCUUUUGUUUUUUUGUUUUCCUUUGGUGUUGGAAUGGAAUGCUUUUCUUUACUCCAGCGAUUGUAAAUAGAUCAACAGCAAACACGGAGCUGCUUCUCAAUGUGUUCACUGUCAGAGCCACGUCCGAUUCAAUGGUUCCUCUCUCCUCUCGGUUUAACACUACUUCUGCUGUAUCUGGGUGUAUCGCAGAGGCUCUGUGAAUCUGUAUCAUAUGAAAAUAAGUGUAAAUGCUGCUGAUUUAAAGACAAAUACAAAAGGUUACCCUGUAAAAAAAAAAAAUCUAUCUUCUUGAUUCUGUCAGCUCUUUUACUAGUGUCUCAAUCUCACAGUUCUGCAGCUCUUAUGUCAAUCUGCUUGGUUUGGGGCUGUUUAGUCAUAAAACUAUAUUUUAAAAAUACAUUUUUUCAAUCAAAUCUCUUAUUUUAAUAAGUUUUCUGAAAUGCUCACUUAACACUAUCAUUGAGAAAUAUGUUUUGGUGUAACAGCCAGCAAUUGGAACAAAGAUGUAUAUUAAAAAAAAGUAUUAAAAUGCUAUAAAACAAAAGUAAAGUACCUUCACUGCAUUAUUGGCUUUAAAGAUAAUGGGCAGUUGGUGAGGAAAUUACUCCAAACCUACUCCACAAAGUGUUUCUCAGCUGCAAUGAACACGUGCCAGAAUAUUAAAGGAAACAACAGUGUGCUCUAAAGUACUUUUUGUGCUGCUUUACCUUUUUUUUGUUUUGUUUUGUUUUUUUGCAAGAAAGUGUUUCUUAAUGGUGUUGCAUUUCAUCCCAUCUCAAAGUAACUGCAGGGAAAUGAGAGAAACCUUCCUUCUACAAAAAAAGAAGAGGGUUCACAUGAUUUAAAGGAGAAUACAGGAAUGAUUUUAAGACUAAAGAACAUACUGGGGUACUUGGAAUGUUUCACAUGUGUGGUAAAAAGCUGAGAGGAUUUUUGUCAGUAUUUGAAAUAAACUUUUACAUUAAUAUA
Oryzias melastigma (Indian medaka) is the source of this 2792-nucleotide messenger RNA. It is a transcript of the gene ensab, whose product is annotated as endosulfine alpha b. NCBI's taxonomy places the organism in Eukaryota, Metazoa, Chordata, Actinopteri, Beloniformes, Adrianichthyidae. Gene Ontology annotation, molecular function: protein phosphatase inhibitor activity. The record is from RefSeq and is a predicted model, not a curated record. Gene Ontology annotation, cellular component: cytoplasm.